AUGUCGCAACCUGUCGCAGAGAAAAUCAGCCAGCUGCGUUCCCUGGUUCGCCUGCUCGUCGAGUCGUCAGAGGUCGUCAUCAAGGAAUGGGAAGCCGAGGCUGCUCAGGCUUCUGAGCCAAACAACACUCCCGAUGUUCCGUCGCCCGCACUCUACGAAGCCCGCCGUGUCAUUAUCGGGGCAUGCGGCAUGUGUAUUGACCUCGUGCAGGAUCCUUUGUUGCGUCUCGGCGAAGUUGUCUCUUCGUACUUCGCCGCCAAGUGCCUAAACAUAGCGGUGCAAGCACGGGUCGCAGACAUAGUCGCCGAAGCCGACCCGCAGCGAGGCAUCUCCGUCGAGGAUAUUGGUCGGCGAACUGGAAUCAAUGGUAGAAAACUCGCCCAGCUUUUGCGCUGCCUCAGCACCAUUCACAUAUUUAGCGAAAUCAAGGAUGGCUAUUUUGUGAACACUCGGACGAGCGAGUACAUGGUGGCGAACGAUUCUAUUCAAGGAGGUGCUGUUACGGAGAAGCUGCCCGCUGUUCUAUUCGAUCCAGUUAAGACCCACUCUAGAUCACCGCGCGAGUCUGCGUUCCAAGAAGCAUAUGGGACGAAUUCGACUUUGUGGGAAUAUCUCGAAGAGCCGGUCGAGCAACCUGACGGGACGAUGGGUCCACGUCCGGCUUUUAAUACUUGGAUCGGCGGCAUGAUGGCGGCCGGUCGCGCGGAAUCCAGCGCAACUUAUGUCGAUUAUCCUUGGCACACUCUGGGAUCGCGUACUGUCAUAGACGUCGGCGGAGGACUUGGCGGAAUGAGUCUUGAGCUAGCAAAACGCUAUCCUGACCUCAAGUUCGUCGUACAAGAUCGGGAGGCAGUGAUUGAGAAGGCGGAGUUGAUCUGGAAGCAGGAACUCCCGGAGGCAUUGGAAGCCGAGCGUGUCAAGUUCAUGCGUCACGACUUCUUCACACAACAGCCCGUCAAAGAAGCAGAUGUCUUCAUCUUGCGGCAUAUUCUCCACGACUGGCCCGACGAUGAAUGUGUCACGAUUUUGCGUCAUCUCCGCGAUGCUAUGAGACGCGACUCGAGACUUCUUGUCGCGGAUAAAGUGAUGCAGACGACGGCUGGUUCACCACUGUUGAAGAGCGCUCCAUCACCUCUUCCUGCCAAUUAUGGCUAUGCACAUCACAUGGGAAAUAUUCUCGCCAUCGGCAUGCUAGCUCUCUUCAAUGGAGUAGAGAGAACACCCGAGGAAUUUAGUGCAUUGGCAGAAAAUGCUGGCUUGAGAGUGGUGAAAAUAUGGGAGUGUCGUGGUCUGGCAUAUGUGACGGAGAUGAGGCGUAAUGAUUAUGAUGGCUGA
Molecule: messenger RNA, 1335 nt
Organism: Postia placenta MAD-698-R-SB12
Lineage: Eukaryota; Fungi; Basidiomycota; Agaricomycetes; Polyporales; Adustoporiaceae
Exons: 6
Coding region: 1-1335 (444 amino acids)
Molecular function (GO): O-methyltransferase activity
Source: RefSeq, a predicted model, not a curated record